Lutzomyia longipalpis is the source of this 2022-nucleotide messenger RNA. It is a transcript of the gene DNApol-alpha73, whose product is annotated as DNA polymerase alpha subunit B. NCBI's taxonomy places the organism in Eukaryota, Metazoa, Arthropoda, Insecta, Diptera, Psychodidae. Gene Ontology annotation, cellular component: alpha DNA polymerase:primase complex. The coding region runs from base 162 to 1949 and encodes 595 amino acids. Gene Ontology annotation, molecular function: DNA binding. The record is from RefSeq and is a predicted model, not a curated record. The transcript has 6 exons. Gene Ontology annotation, biological process: DNA replication; DNA replication initiation.
UUAAUUGAAUUUGGCGCUGUAUUGUAGUUCCAAAAGCCACCACCUGCUACUCUUUGGCACUGUUGACAUUUCGUAGAAUUUCCCGCGCGGUUUGUGGUGCUAAUUUGUUGCUCCGUGAUUUUCCAAGAUUUUCCCAGUGAAUUUUCCCCCGGAACAUUGCAAUGAUCUCCGUGGAGGCUCUUUCCCGGGAGUUUGAUGAGUUGGGAAUUGAGCCAAACACCGAAGUUCUGGCCAAAUGUAUAGAAAUUUGCGAAAAUCACAGCAUUGAGGAUGCCGUGGAGUUUGUUGAGAUGUGGAUGGCAUUUAGUAUAUCCUGCCUUGGUGGAGCAGAACCCACAGUGAUCAAUUUGGGGGAUUUUGAACGGAAGGAGAUCAUUGGCAAACGGGUACUGCAACGGGAUGCACCAUUGCGUCCAAAAGGAGACUCUGCCGGACGUCCCAGUGGGGAUAUGCUGAAGAUCUACAGUGGAGGAACAGCAGAGGAGCAGCCUAGGGAGAAAAUUCUUGACGUUUAUUCCUGCUACAGCCCAAAGCCUCAUCAGGCGGAAGCAAAAACACGCCCCGGAGGAGUUGAAGGCAUUUUCAGUCCAGCCAGCUACUCACCUCUGACGACACCGAAGGAUAAGACGGGUGAUGAGAAAUCCGGCAAAAUUGUCUAUACUUUUGGUUCUGGGCAACUCCUUCAGUCACUCGUGUGGGAAUCUUCGAAGAAUGGUCAGGAGAUUCCCAUUGUGCAGCUUCCACUUAACAUCCACAAUGAAAUUCUUGGCAUGGAGGAGCGCUACAUGUAUGAAAGUAUAUCGGAGAAGAGUUGGUUAGCUGGGAGGCAUUUUGACGAUAUAGCUUCCGGGAUAUGCAGUCGUGCCUUCACAGAGGAUGUGGAUGAAAAUAAUGGUGAAGAACUCUCGGAAGUUGAUGAGCACAGUCAAGAUGUGAUUCGCUGUGUGGGACGAGUGUGUCCGGAAAAGGAUUCCGUUCGUCUCUCUGGCACUUCCACCAUCCUCAUUGGCAGCUCCAAAGAUGAGAUCCACAGUGUAGACCUUGAUUUCAGUCGUAUCCAAUCAGUGGCUCUCUUCCCGGGGCAAAUUGUCCUGGCCAAGGGGAUGAAUCCCUCAGGGGGCACCCUGUUCCUCCGACAAGUCUUUGCGGAACGCUACUGGGACCCUCCAUGUGUGCCAAAGCAACUCACGCAGCCACUGAGACUCCUCAUUGCCUCCGGACCGUUUGCGGAGAAUAAUGAUUUGAUCUGUGAACCCCUUCAGGAUCUUAUGGCGCAGUGCAAACAGCUCAAACCCGAUGUCUUGAUCCUCAUUGGGCCAUUUGUCGAUGUGAAUAAUUCCUGCAUUGCUGAUGGUUUACUCGCAGAGUCAUUUGAUUCAUUCUUCCAGAAACUCAUCCAAGGGGUUGUCUCCUCAGUUGGCGAACACGUGGAAAUUCUGAUUGUUUCUUCCCAGAAAGAUGCUCACAGUAGUAUGGUGUACCCCACAGAACCCUAUAGCAUUCCCAAUAAACCAAAGAACGUCACCUUCCUUCCGGAUCCUUGUUGCGUGGAGAUUUCUGGGGUGAAGUUUGGCAUCACGUCCACGGAUAUUGUGCGUCAUAUUGCAGAGGAGGAGUUUACCAAAAAUGUAGCGGUGGACCAAGUUAAGCGGAUUGUGGGGUAUUUGAUAAAUCAGAAGAGCUUCUAUCCCCUCGAUCCACCAGCAGAUGGUGUGAAUUUGGACACGAUGCUCUCAGAGAGAUUUGCAAAGCUCCGCACAGUGCCGCAUGUGCUUGUCCUGCCGAGUGAUCUCAAGUGCUUCGCCCGGGAUGUCAAUGGGGUGCUGGCAGUCAAUCCGGGGCGUAUUGUAGACACCAAGCGGGGGACAUUUGCACGGCUUGUGGUAACGCCACCGGGAGAGGGGGCGAUUCCCAAGGACUACAUGGCGUGUCGAAUUAUGAGAGUUUAGGAGCUUUACAAUUUUAUUUUAAUUUCUAAACUGUUGUAUGAUUUAUGUACAUAAAUAGAGACAAAUUCCCUCA